Molecule: messenger RNA, 3773 nt
Organism: Xiphias gladius (swordfish)
Lineage: Eukaryota; Metazoa; Chordata; Actinopteri; Istiophoriformes; Xiphiidae
Exons: 2
Coding region: 409-1629 (406 amino acids)
Biological process (GO): circadian rhythm; regulation of DNA-templated transcription
Cellular component (GO): nucleus
Molecular function (GO): DNA-binding transcription factor activity; DNA binding
Source: RefSeq, a predicted model, not a curated record
GAGAGGGAGGCGGUCUCAGAAACACACACACAAACAGGGCCCCGCUGGUUCAAGCGAGGAUAAUGACCGUCCUGAGCUGAACUCAACAUUACAAAUAGGAGCUGCGGUAUUCCAAGUGGAGCAGAGUGGAGGUGCGCAACACUGAUGAUAAUAUUGAAUAACAGCGCAGAGUGGAUCUGCAGUAUUAAACCAUAGAGGGAGACAGAGAAAAGCGCUUCUUCCUGAACCUGACAAAAAGGCUUUUGGAGAGGCGGUCGAGUUAUGGGCACCGUUGGAGAAAACUAAUGAUUCUUAGAGGCGGCACUAUUGCGGCCUCUCCUCCCAGAAAUCCUGAGAUCUCAGCACCACACAGCAGUACUCGCCACUCUCAGCAGUGAAAUACAGCUCGUUCAACCCCUGACAGGUGUGAUGUUUGAGGAGGAGUCCCAGCAGAUGAGGGGGCAGCAGGAUGUGGCUGUGCUCCAGGCAUUGGAGUCACCUGCAGCAGUGACUCCAGGGGGAGGGGGAGCAGGGCCUCUGUCCUUCACAGAUGAAACUGUGUCAAUCCUGACCUCCAGCAGCCUCUUAGCCCGCUCCCUUCUGGGUCGCACCUCUGCCAUCAAACGCAAAGAGAGUCCUGUUUCCAGCAUCCGACGCAAGCGUGAAUUCAUCCCUCAUGACAAAAAAGAUGAGGGCUACUGGGACAAGAGGAGGAAGAACAAUGAGGCGGCCAAGCGAUCGCGAGAAAAGCGACGUGUGAACGAUAUGGUCCUGGAGAGUCGUGUGCUGGCUCUGCUUGAGGAAAAUGCUCGUCUCAGGGCAGAGCUCCUGGCUCUGAAGUUCCGCUUUGGCCUGGUCAAAGACCCAUCCAAUGCUCCUAUCUUGCCCCUCACUACAGCUCCUCAGCACAAUGCUCAAACCUUGACUCAUCACUAUUAUCUCCACGGUGGGGACGGAGGCCUCCAUAGCUCCUCAGCCUCACAUCCCAACAACCAGAUAGGCCAGUUGAGCACCCGGGGCUCCAGGGAUGCUGGUAACAUAUCAGAGGAUUCAGGAUUCUCUACACCAGGUGGCUCCAGUGUUGGCAGCCCGAUCUUCUUUGAAGACCGGCUGAGCGAUCAUGUGAAAUUAUCACCACACAGGGCAGAGGAGCUGGGCUACGAUCUCCACCACUCCCCUGCUGAUGCCCACCACAAUGCAGGACUCACUGGAGGGAAGCUGGACCAGGCCGAGGCAAUGAAAAACCUGCCUCACAAGCUGCGUUUCAAGAUGCCGGGAAGUGGUGAUGGGGCUGAUGCUGCAGGUGAAACCAGCAGCUCCAGACGUUGCCCCAUGCUAUCCACAGCAGGACGGGAAGGUCCAAGAGAGACCGUCAAAGGACUGAGUGGAUGUGAAACAGGAGCAGGGCACUGCACUGGCCCUUGGCUCCAGCCGCUGGAGGGGGAAGAGGGCAGAAUGGGGAGACAGUCCCCUCAAUACAUCGCCUCAGCUGCGAGCUACAGCAUCCAGCCUCCUCCCACACAAGGACAAACUGAGGUCCAGUAUCAGCAUGAGAACACUUACCUGAAGUCUCAGCUCAACUCUCUCAGUGAGGAGGUGGCUCAGCUGAAGAAGCUUUUCACAGAACAGCUCAUGGCCAAAGUCAACUGAGAACUAAUGCUGUGACUCAGUCAGUGUUUGCCAAUGUCUAGACUUUUAAGUAAGUGUACAAAAGUUUUACUGUAAGUGAGCCUAUUGGAAUUCAGCACAAAAACAGGAGUGCUGGACCAUGCAGAUAUUCACAAGGACUUUCAAGUCUAGCAAUGUGUUGUUUUUAUUUCAUAUAUUGUAUUAUAUUGUAAUAAAUGUCCAUAAACAUUCAUCUCAUAACAUGCACAUAACAACUACUUAAUCUCAGCUCCAAUCAAUUUGCUCAGACAGGGAGGCAUAUCUGUAAUAGUGUUAAGUGUAUAAUAGUUUUUCAUUUACAUACACCGUGACAACUAAAAACGCACAUCACAUCAUUACAAUGCAAGCUUAACUAAAACAGCCUCACUCCAUUAAGAGACAAUAGGUUCUGGUGUUUCAGGAGCUACUUUAAAUACAACUGGAAAUCAGCCAGCAGGUUGUUAACACACCACUUUGGAUGAAGUGUUUGCAGUUUGUAAUUAGAUUGCUAUAACUUACUGCACAAGUUUCCAUCUACUCUAAAACCCUGUAAACACUAACAGAGAGAGACAGUAAAUACACACAGGAAUGAAGUUAUUAGCUGUCAAAACCACCAUUAGUAUUGACAGCUAAAAGAAAUUUUUUGUUAGGCUUGUUUAUCGUCACUUGUUAUGUGUCAAAAUGCAUCAUGUCAUGUCAAAAUGUGUUUGAUUUUAAUUUCAGGAGCUCCUUUUAGGAAAUACACUGUAACAUGUACUUUUUUGGUGUUUCACAUCCCCUGUUAGUUUCUGUUCAUGCCUAGUUAGAACAUAUUUAAUUACUGUUAUCUGUACUGAGGUGAUGACAAGAAUUAAACGUCUGUUGUCUCUCUGUACAUUUUCAUAUUAGCAAUAAAUAAAUUUGACAGAUUCAUUAUCAUGGUGGUGAGGUAAUCAUUACGCCAGGAAAACAUAGGGGCACUCCACCAAUUUUACACAUGAAGUCUGGUUUGCUCACUACAACAAAUACUAGCUUUUAAAGUUAGAAAAAAUUAACUGAUGAUGGCAUAGUGAUGUCAUCAGGGCUAUCUCAAGUUGGGUUCGAGUCUUAGAAUUUUUGACAGAAAGCCUACGCUACCAACUUCAAUUGUGGAGUUGUAAAAGUGUUAGCAUUUAGGAAGCAGGAUUGGCUAACGAACACUGCUACUGAGUUACAUUAUAGGAAUUGUAGUGUUUUUGGAGAUUGACCAAGAUUUAAAAGUCAUGACAUUUCAGCAUGUGCUGCUUUGAUUUUGACCAUUCUUUUUUAAUAUGUUUCAUGUGAGUCCCUAAUUUUUUUGGAAAGUGCAGUAUUAAAUUUCUGGAAUGUCCCUUUAAACACCAACUGAACAAUUCCUAACAUACAUUUCACUGUAAAUAGCACCCAGCAAUCAACUAAACAUCUAAAGUGAAUGCGCAAAAUGUCACAUUGCUCUUUUGAGUCUAGAUGUGAUUUCCCAAUAACAGAUAAUGCGUUAGAGAAUGAGAGAAUAAGAAAAGGAAACAAGAGAAGGGUAACGUUUGACUGACAAGUGCUGACAAAUGCAGGCAGGGAGAAAUUGAGUUAUUUCUCUCCCACAGUCCCUGCAGGAGGUCAUACAGUCUGACAACCAGACAGAGAGAAACAGACAGUGGGUGCCUGCUAUUACUCAAAAGUUCUAUUAAAUACCCUCAAAACAUGAGCGCUUUAAUUAUAAAAGCUGGAGGGGACUUCAUAGUCAAAGAAGAAGGGACACGUGAACUUGACGGGGCAAUAUAGUCACAUUCAGUCUAAAUAAAGAUUCAUGUGAUUCUUUUGAAAUGUCACUAUGUGUCAUUACACAUACUGUAUAGUGUCAUAGUGCCAGAAUUUCAGUACAAUUUUGUAUCAACUAAAAUCUGUUACCACUGUUUCUCUUUUUCUGUAGUUAUUUUGUUUUUUUUUAAGUCAUGCUACUUUGGGAUCAGCAGGGGGCAGCAAAGUCAAUACCUUCAGCAUGGCUAUAGAGUUCCAGAGACUGUGUUUCACCAUCUACCACAUGAUAUAAAUCAUGCUAUAGAUCAUGCUAAUUUUUAUUGUUCCUGCAGGUUAGGAAAUUGGUUGGCAUGGUGAUGGGUGAUACUUACAUUCAGCUACUGUGGAGUAUGAAA